Messenger RNA from Botrytis cinerea B05.10, 489 nucleotides. RefSeq lists its product as hypothetical. Bases 116 to 301 code for a protein of 61 amino acids. The transcript is spliced from 3 exons. The record is from RefSeq and is a predicted model, not a curated record. NCBI's taxonomy places the organism in Eukaryota, Fungi, Ascomycota, Leotiomycetes, Helotiales, Sclerotiniaceae.
GAAUACGCAAUACAACACUAGAAGCUUUUCAAACUAUAAAGCCUAAGGAUCUAGUGUCACAAUCUUUCAAGUAAGGGCAAGAUGCUUGUUGAACAGAAGCAUACAAACUUUGUAGAUGCAACUAAUGAAUUCUUCCAGAUUCAAGAUGCAAAUAUCUGAAAAGGCGCAUGGAGUAAUUGCGUUUGAAUUUCGACAAGGUCACUACGAAAAUAAAUUGAUAAGUGGCCAAAACUGGCAAAAUCGCGCAGGCAAAGAUACAGAGUGGCAGCACAGUAUCAUCCGGAUAUCCAAUAUUAACUAAACAGCCAACAUCGACUAGACAGAACAGGCAACGUCCAAACCCGUUUGACGAGCAGCGCAGCUACUUCUGAGUGUAUCAAUGCGCAGGAUGCAGGACACCCUUGAAGGGUUUUAUCGAACGGAUGUGAUUAGAUACAGCAAUAAGGAAAUAUAGAACUUGGAAUCACCAAGAUAUCUGUUCCUCAUUCA